Messenger RNA from Schizosaccharomyces osmophilus, 4059 nucleotides. It is a transcript of the gene bud6, whose product is annotated as actin nucleation-promoting factor Bud6/Aip3. Gene Ontology annotation, molecular function: cytoskeletal regulatory protein binding. Gene Ontology annotation, cellular component: cytoplasm; cell tip. The transcript has a single exon. The coding region runs from base 1 to 4059 and encodes 1352 amino acids. The record is from RefSeq and is a predicted model, not a curated record. Lineage: Eukaryota; Fungi; Ascomycota; Schizosaccharomycetes; Schizosaccharomycetales; Schizosaccharomycetaceae. Gene Ontology annotation, biological process: establishment of cell polarity.
AUGUCUUUUCAUAACAAUGGUCAAGAAUUACCUUGUUCAAAUAAUCCAGAACUAUUAAGACAGAGAACAGAUUCUAUGAAUUCUUCGUCUCAACGAUAUCCUUCAGUCAGCAAUUUGCAAAGGGCACCUUCCGUAACGUCUGCUAGAAAUCAUUCUGGAGAUAAGUUCACGCCCAUAGCUAAUUCGAUUGAAUCUUCUGUAACAAAACUACUGGUGAUAACAAAACAAUUGUUGGAAAGCUUAACUAAAUGGAGCAAACAACUUGCAGAACCGGACGAUGUCUCAGCUAUUUAUAUUCGACUCGUCACUGAAUUUAAUAUGACCAUAAGGAUUUUUAAAGAAGUGGGAAUAGAAAGCUUAGACCUGGAAGAUUUCCCAUUUGAAUUGCGUUCUAUACUUGAAGAGACGCUAGCCGAAAUCCCUUCAACAGAAUCCCUUCAGCGUCAUCUCCCACAUGUCCGAGAAAUAAUCAUGCAUCUUCUUAAGAGCUUAAAAUAUAAGCAAUCCCUCUAUAAAUCGCGAUUUUUAAGACCUCGCAAAGAAUCACAGGCCAGUCGAGGGUCGGAAGAAAACACUUCGAGGAAAGGGAGUAGUGAGUAUGCUUUCUGUACACGAAGCACAAAUUUCGAAAGCUUUUUGGGCCCUCCAGCUUUUCCUGAUACGCCAAAUGCUUUGAAUGCUCUCAAGCAAUCUUCCUCUCUUGAACGACGAGCUAGUAAACGCUUAUCUAAAAUGAAUAAAAGUGUUCAGCAAGGACCCAAUGAUGAUAUCCAGAGAAAUAAAAUAACUGUUGAAUCUGUGCGCGAUUUACUAACUGACUCGCAAGCAGCAGAUAUUAAGUCGUUGGAUACUUCUGUCAAAAGCCCGACAGAGGAAUCUCGCUUCGACAAAUUAAAUCAUUUAUCUGAGGACAAUGGUACGAAGGAUUUCAAUAUAGGUCGAAGCCCAAAUAGUGGCUUUCCCAAUUCUAAUUCUCUAAAAUCAGGGGAUCCUUCUUACGCAUAUAAAUUGAAUAAUCAAAAUACUUCCGAUUUGUCAAAAAACAAUCAAAGAACCCCUCAAAGAUCUAUGACAACGUCUUCCGGAACGAGAUCUUUUUCUUCCAAUAAAACUACUUCUCCCAAAUAUGUACCCUCUAGUACACCAGUGUUACUACCUAGAAGUCGUUCAUUCACUUCCCCAAUUCCAAAUGAAGCAUCUUCAGCUUUGGAAUCAAAAUCUGAAACUCCACAGGAAAUAAAAACGCCUUCACGGGCAGUUGAGUCUCUUGAGGAAACGCAUAAUCGGGAUCCACAAAGUUUACAAGAGAACAAAGUAUCUCAGGUCAAUACUAUAGAAAUGGUUUCUUUGCCUCAACAACCUAUGGGUGCGAAUUCAACGUUAAGUAAACUAAAUAGAGAAACUCGGGAUUACCUGAAUGAAGAAGAUGCUGAGACAAAACAUCCAUUUGCCGAUCUAAACGUUAAAGCAUCAAGCAAUGAAAUAUCCGAAGGGUUUAAACAUGAUUCACUUGAAGAAUUAGAUCGUUUGGUCAAAACCAACAACAAUUUGAACAUAGAUGGUGGCGGCGCCAAGGCGCCCAUCAACGAAGAAAAGAAUGAAAACGAAUAUCCUCCUGUUGAUGAACGGCCGCUCCCUUCUGGUAAUAUGGAAGUCGCAAAUGAUCGCUCAGAAAUGCCAAAGGAGGAGAGACGUCCUAUAGACAAUCGAGAAUUUACUGACAAAAACGACGAAUCCUUGCACAAGCAAGAAGACGUCAGGGAAUUUGAGCGAAAUCACGGGAGUUUCGUUUAUUAUUUAAAGUUCAACAAUAAAACCUAUAAAGUGGUUUCGUCUUCAGUAGUUGAUACGCAGGAGAAGUUAGAAGCCCUUUUUCAAUCUAAGUUUGGGAAUGAGUUUAUAGAUUUCUCCUUUGAAUUUUAUAUUGAAGAUUACGAUACCAAGGUGAAUUAUUUAUUGGAAGACUAUUCGGAUAUGAAACCUAAAUCAUUGGUAGUAGCUCAGAAAGAACAACUGAAAACCAAAGAAGAAUCACCGGCUAAUGGUGCUAAAGCGAUGGUUGAAACCGCUCGAUCCCAUGAAGAACCUCCAAACGAAGAAAUAGAGAGUCCCCCAUUAUUUCAGGAAUUGCUUCAACGUUUAAUAAAUAUAGAAAGGAAAUUAGGCAAUAAGCAUACUACGAAUGUUCCAUUUCAGCUUUCGUCUCCUAUUAAAGACUCCAAACGCGGCAGACUUGUGACCGAUUCUACCAAUUAUCAGAAAGUCAAGUCCAUGCAACUGGAGCUAGCUUCUUUGAAGCAAGUUUUUGCUACAUCUUUCGCGAAGAUCCCUUUGCAACUUAACGACUUUAGAAACCAAAUGAAUAUAAUUAACAGAAAAGCCUCUGGAUUUGGGUUUGAUCGUGGAUACAUCCUGAGAAGCAAAGAUUCCAUUGAAGCUGCCGCUAAAUCUUUAGUUAAAAGGUUUGAUGAUAUUAAUGAUCAAAUUGAGCUCUUAAGGUCUGACGUUUUACUUCGAAAAGUCCGCCCAGGUUUGGAUCAGACUUCUUAUUUAAACAAGGAAAAAGAAUUCAUUGAGAAUAAUAUACGUUCGUUGCAAAAGUCGAUCGAAGAAGUAACACCAACAUGGAAAAAGCAAUGGGAAAAAGAGUUGAAUGCGAUUGUGCAAGAACAAGAGUUUUUGGAUAAUCAUACGAGCCUUGUAGCGGAUUUAAAUAAAGAUUUUGAUUCGGUUACAACUGUUUUAUCAAAUGUUUCUGCUAUUGCCCAGCUUCAAGCAAAAUCUGGAAUUAAAAGCAAGCCUUUAGCUGUGAAGCCUGCUUCAGGGGACAUCAAAGGAAUUCGUGAACAGAUUCACACGGAUGUUUUAAAAUUGAGACCAGAUAGCGAUGUCAGACUUCAGGCUAUUGAACGGUUUGAAGCUUUUCAACGAAAGAAGGUUCUCUUACACGAGGACGAGUUUGAAAAAGAAAUUCAAGAUUUUAUUAAUGACGAUAGAUUACGAAAGAUUGGUGGUGUUGAAGAAAUUGAACGUCGUCGAUUGGUGCAAGAUGAGCAGAAUCGGAAACUCUUAUGGAAAGGUGCCUUCAAUAAUACGGAGAAGUCUAUAUCUACAGAAGAUGAAAAGCGAGAUUACAAUGCUAAAAGCUUACCCACUAAUGCUCAUUCUGGAAUCCCAAAUUUUUCCCAAGUGGAUACGACGUAUGAUGGUGUCUCAAGUGAGUCGCGGGACGCUAUGAAAAACAGUAAUGCUCCACCAUAUAUAACCGACGAUGAAGCCGGUCAUGCUGAAAAGGAAGAAACGGGCCCUUCGUUAAUGGAUAUGGCGCGUAAUGUCUCAAGUGAUUCGCUAGACGCUAUGAAAAACAGUAAUGCUCCAUCAUCUAUAACCGACGAUGAAGCCGGUCAUGCUGAAGAGAAAGAAACGGGUUCUUCUCUUACGGAUAUGGCGCGUAAUGCCUCGAGUGAUUCGCUAGACGCUAUGAAAAACAGUAAUGCUCCACCAUCUAUAACCGACGAUGAAGCCGGUCAUGCUGAAGAGGAAGAAACGGGCCCUUCGUUAAUGAAUAUGGCGCGUAAUGCCUCGAGUGAUUCGCUAGACGCUAUGAAAAACAGUAAUGUUCCACCAUCUAUAACCCACGAUGAAGCCGGUCAUGCUGAAGAGAAAGAAACGGGUUCUUCUCUUACGGAUAUAGUACAUAAUGCCUCAAGCGAGUCACAGGAGGAUAAUCAUAGUAGUACCGAUGUAGAUUUACCAUCAACCACGAAUCUUUUCGGGUUUGAUCACGCUGAAGAAAAGAUUGGUCCCACUGAAAAGGGGAUUGAUCCGUCUCAACCAUACGAUGCGUAUGAUAAAGUCUCAAGCGAAUUGCCAAAAAAACUAGGAGAUACUAGUGAUGUUAUUUUGCCAUCAACUGGUCCUAGGAUAACAGAAGAGAGAGAAACGAAUGAAAAGGGAACUGUUCCCCGUGUUGGACAUCACCGCAGGAAUGAUACUAUUUCGACAGAUGAUUAUGAGGCAUAUCAGGAUGCUGAAGACGAGGAUAAUUCGCUAACAUAA